AUGUUUCAACAUGCAAAACGAUUCAUAUUCCAGUACAAUCCAACAGUGAUUUCAUUCUAUUCACAUUGGACAAAGAUACCAGAACUGUGUACAUUUUGGACCCUGCUCCUAUUAAUCCCAUGUACCGAUGGAACCCACUCGCAAAAUAUGUGCGCAAAAUUAUAUGGAUUGCAGAACACUUACAAAAGGCAAUGUCAAAAGCAUGCCCUGGGUCUAUAUGGAAUGAGGAUAUUCUCCUAUGGCAUCAAAAAAUCCUAG
Messenger RNA from Triticum turgidum subsp. durum (durum wheat), 258 nucleotides. Lineage: Eukaryota; Viridiplantae; Streptophyta; Magnoliopsida; Poales; Poaceae. The record is from the annotation of a GenBank genome assembly.